Messenger RNA from Seminavis robusta, 1068 nucleotides. The record is from the annotation of a GenBank genome assembly. Lineage: Eukaryota; Bacillariophyta; Bacillariophyceae; Naviculales; Naviculaceae.
AUGUCGGAAAGCACAACAAACCCCGACGGAGCAAGGGAGGAUCCCAUUCUCUUGGAUCAAGCCGAUGUCUGGAUCGACGAUAUUCUGCCCUUUUUGGGAAUGGGACACUACGCCCUGAUUGGAGCCGUCAGCAAGAAAAUGAACCAGCUCUACAAGGAAUAUUGUCAGUCGGUCCAGCAUCCUCCCGAGGUGAUCCUCUUUGGAAUUCAUACCAGACCAGCCACUAGCACGGAUACAUUUUACAGAUCCAUAUUCGACAACGUCUCCUGUGCCCGAUACUGGGAUGAACUCUGCCGCCUCAAUGAAACGAAACGAAAGCCCUCUGUCAAUCUGGUGUGUCCGGCGAUUGCCAAGGUGGGGUCUCGUGCCACCCUGCAAUGGGCCCACGACGAAAAAGGAUUUGGUUGGAACGAACGGGCAUGUGCCAAAGCGGCCGAAGGUGGACAUUUGGAGCUGCUGCAAUGGCUUGUGGUGGAGCGACACUGUCCUUGGGAUGACAACACGUGUGCAGGUGCCGCCAGUGGGGGGCAUUUGGUAAUCUUGAAAUGGGCCCGACACAACCAUUGCCCAUGGAAUGCUUGGACUUGCUCUUCGGCGGCACGACAUGGGCAUUUUGACACCCUAAAAUGGGCCAGAGAAAAUGGCUGUGAAUGGACACGAUCCACCUGCUCUGAUGCGGCGCGAGGAGGGCACUUGGAAAUUCUGAAAUGGGCACGAGCCAACGGCUGUGAGUGGAAUUCCAUGACUUGUGCCAGUGCGGCCGAGGGUGGGCAUUUGGAGGUGUUACAAUGGGCGCAAGAGAAUGGAUGUGAAUGCAAUGUCAUUGCUUGCAAUGGUGCUGCAACUAGUGGCAAUUUGAAGAUUCUAAAGUGGCUCCAUGAGAAGGGAUAUGUGUUUGGUACUUUGACAUGUGCAGGCGCUGCUAGUGGCGGACACUUGGAAGUACUCAAGUGGCUUCGAGAAAAUGGUUGUCCGUGGGAUUGGAAGACCUGCUUUUUUGCAAGAAAUGAAGGACACACAAAUGUGUUGCUGUGGGCACAAGAAAAUGGAUGCCCAGAGAUGCCUUGA